AAAUAAUCAAGAUUCGGAAGCCGAACAACAUACAUACAUACGUCAAUGUGAAAUCAUGAGAGGCCGGGGAAAACGGAAAGCAAAAUGCAAUGUAAACCCGAUGCCUGGAUGAUGCGGAGGUUGUGGCCCAGAACGUCGCGUAAGCAUUUGGCAUGUUGAUCUAACCGUCCAGCUCGGGUUGGAGUUAUUCAGAUACAUAGACUUGGGUUGCAAGGGCGAUAUCAUGAUACCACGCAUUGCCGGGGUUGUUCUCAGCCGACCUCGGCCAGUGAAAAAAAUAUUGCAGAUAUGCUAAAUCUGUGGAUGAUGUAAAGCUUGCUUGAUUGAAGAUUGCUAGCUACGUGGGAAGUUAUAUGGUGGGAGGCUUAUUAAUCUAAGACCUGCAGGUCUGACAGAAUCACCAUCAGGAAGGUUUUUGGAGACAGGGGAUAUGGCAAAGAGAGCUGAAAGAUUAGGCAGGGAGUUCCAGCUGCGCUGAUUGACAACGUUAGUGCUAUGGUAUAUAAGGGAGGCUGAGUCCCCGUUUUGGCAGACCUAUGAACGGCGAACCAAAUAGUUUAGUCUGAUAUCCUCAUUUCCUUAUUCCCAUAAAGAGGGUUGUCCCGAAGGAUUUCAUCAAGAGAGCGCCAACGUGCAUCGCGAGCACGAAACAGCAUCGCAAUGAGUGAAGAACAAAAUCACCCCCUUGCUCAACCGGCAGCUUUCGCCAACCCGCUGCCAGAGUUAUCUGCAGAAGACUAGAAAAUUUUCAACUACUUUGCAGACAAAAUGGAUAUCCAUGUCAGUGAGCACGAGGAAAAUUUCGAAAAGUCAAGAUAUCACUUGUCAUUUUGCAGCAAUAUCCUGACAGCUCAUGUAACAUAACGACUUUCGCGAAAUAUGGGUGACAUUAUACGACGCCUGCGUUGCCAACGAGCUUCCAAAGGACAUGUCUGUGGAGCAGUUCAUCGAAAUUGGAACAAACUUCUGCAAUAACCUGCAAAUCCACCAUGGGGUUGAGGAGCAACUGGUGUUUCCUUACUUGGGCCAGCGUAUGCCAGCGUUUAAAGUUGAAAAUAACGAACUCGAGCUGCUUGUGUAGCACCAACGUAUCCACGCGGGUCUGGCGAAGAUGCAGGGGUAUCUUUCGGCGUGCGAGGGUCCCAAGAAGGAGUUCGAACUGAAAGAUUUGAAGGCGAUUACGGAUGGAUUUGGGGAGAUCUUGUGGUUCCAUAUGGAUGACGAGGUGGAUCAACUUCGCGCGGACAAAAUGCGGCCGUAUUGGUCGCUCGAGGAGAUAAAAGCUAUGCCUGUUUAUGAGCUUGUAGCAGAGGAACUACUAGCUCAAAUUAGUGUUACUCCCUAUUAGUGCAUUCGGGGUGUAUAUACAUGAAGUAUGUACUGUACAUCUUGUCCAUUGUCAAGGUAUACCAUCGCAUGCAAAAGCUUUCCCUUUGACUGUCAUUCAAUAAAACGCAGCCACAUACAAGUUUCUGUUCCUUUGGAAAUAAUAUAGAUGCGAAGAUGGGGUAUUGCACAUCCGGUAAUGGAAACCCCAUGUUGACUGUAUACAGCUUCCUUUGCUAUACCGCGCUGAGCAACUGAAUGUUUGAACUUUCCCUCCGCGUCUUCAGAAGUUUCUUUGGGGGAACGAGUCGAAUUUCGUGACCGUUUUCUCUUACAAGGCGGCCCCCCCUGCGCUCCUUUUGGAUGUGCUGAGCAACGUGCUGAGCAGACACGCCGGAUUGUGCAAAUAGAUGGUUUAUCUCCUCCAAUGUCAUGUUGGCUGGCUCCGGGUAACAGAAGCACACAAAAGGAAUGAAUGCGAAAUUGGCCCGCAUAAAUAUCGAAAACACGUUCCCUUGUAGUCUGUUGAAAAUAACUGGCGUGACGAUAUUGAUGAUGGUGACAAAGCUCUGUGUUACCAAUAUUAGCAAAUCCCUACAGCAGUUGUGGAGAGUAUGAGGGGGGGCACCAACCCAAAACCAGGUAGAUGAAAUUCCAAUCGCUGUUCCUUUCUCUCUGGCAUGGAUGUGGAAGAUCUCAAGGACAUAGACCCACGCGAUGCAAUUGACCGACGCGCCGAGUAUAAGCAUAUACUACCUCAGCCACGGGGAUGUCCUGCGGGGAUGGAACAUGGACUGGCGCUAUACAGUAACUUGAGGAAGAAAUGCAACACCAGCCGCAGCCGUUGGCCUCUCUACCGCUGUCCCCCUACAACUCAACAAUAUCGAAAUCAUCAGGUACCCUCAAGAUUGCUAUCCUCAAGUGGUGGAAUAUUGCGUCCAAAAGUAAAAGAGGGGGAAAAUGCGAUCUCUCU
Blastomyces gilchristii SLH14081 is the source of this 2299-nucleotide messenger RNA. RefSeq lists its product as uncharacterized. Bases 1112 to 1348 code for a protein of 78 amino acids. Lineage: Eukaryota; Fungi; Ascomycota; Eurotiomycetes; Onygenales; Ajellomycetaceae. The transcript has a single exon. The record is from RefSeq and is a predicted model, not a curated record.